Xyrauchen texanus (razorback sucker) is the source of this 3828-nucleotide messenger RNA. It is a transcript of the gene slc24a6a, whose product is annotated as solute carrier family 24 member 6a. Lineage: Eukaryota; Metazoa; Chordata; Actinopteri; Cypriniformes; Catostomidae. Gene Ontology annotation, biological process: calcium ion transmembrane transport; intracellular calcium ion homeostasis. The record is from RefSeq and is a predicted model, not a curated record. Gene Ontology annotation, cellular component: membrane. Gene Ontology annotation, molecular function: calcium, potassium:sodium antiporter activity; calcium channel activity. Bases 339 to 2207 code for a protein of 622 amino acids. The transcript is spliced from 17 exons.
UGAUGGAGGUGGAAGUGAUUUGAAUGCCUAUAAGCUGAGACAAAAUGUAAAAAAAAAAAAAAAAAACAUUUGGAUAUAUCUAUCUAUAAUAAAUGUAAUACCGUUUCGUUGUAACCUUACAUAACUAAAGAUCCGAAAGCGGGAAAUAUCAGCAAGAGCAUUAUGAUAGUGAGCCUUUAUCGACGAAGCGAUAGGAUGCUCACGCGACAAACGUAUGGCUGAACGUAAACACGCCAGCCCGCCGUAUGCGAAGAAGAUAGAGUGUACUAUAGGUGGUUUGAAUCAAGGAAGAGGGCUUCUCUCUUGAAUGGGCAUGUUUUGAGAGGUGUGGUGGAGGGAUGAAGGCGGUGUUGGCAUCCAGACGGCAGCGGGUCUUCUAUCGGCUCUUUAUAUGUGCUGUCGGGCUCAUCGCCGUCACCUGCUUUGCUCAAAUUCUUCAUGUAACAGACAAUUCCAAAGAGUAUUCUGAGCUUAUCGGGGCCCGGCGUAAACUAACACAGCAGAGUGUAGAGGAGAACCACACAUCAAGCACACCUAGAGCCGCUAUCCAUGAAUUUCCACAAGAUAUCUUCACUAAGGACCAGAGGAGGCAUGGGGCAGUUCUACUGCAUGUGUUUUGUGCAGUUUACAUGUUCUAUGCCCUUGCAAUUGUCUGUGAUGUCUACUUUGUGCCCUCUCUGGAAAAAAUCUCUGAGAACCUGCACCUUAGUGAGGAUGUUGCAGGUGCCACCUUCAUGGCAGCAGGCAGUUCCGCCCCUGAGCUUUUCACCUCUUUGAUUGGUGUGUUCAUCACCAAGGGAGACCUGGGGUUGGGUACUAUUGUGGGAUCAGCUGUCUUUAACAUCCUGGUCAUCAUUGGAGUUUGUGGCAUAUUUGCUGGACAGACCAUAUAUUUGACCUGGUGGCCGCUCUUCCGUGACUCUACAUACUACAUUCUCUCUGUGUUGGCUUUGAUUAUGGUCAUAUAUGAUGAUAAAGUUAUCUGGUGGGAGACAAUAAUCCUCAUAUCUAUGUAUGGGGUUUAUAUCCUUAUCAUGAAGUUUAACAGUCAGAUUUGGGGCUGGGUGGAGCAAAGGUUUGGUAUUCCAGGUCAGCCAUGUUUUGUGAGCAGUCUGCGCAGAGAUGUGUCAGUUGGAGAGGCAAGCACACACGGUGACACCUCUAUGAUCCUCUUGAAGAAAGGUCAGAAUGCAAGUGGCCAGGACUCCCCGGUGGUGAUGGUGGAUGAGUUGAUGAGUCUACACCCACACCAGUUCUCUUUCUCAGAGGCAAGCCUUCGUGUAAUGAUCACACCCCACUUCUCGCCCCUCACUCGUCUCAGCAUGGCCGGACGCAUGCUCAUCACUGAGAGGCAGAGGCUCAUUAGAAACAGGAGUCCUGGAGACAGCAGUGGCAGUGGAGCAGGGGAGACUCCUGGCCAAGAUGGUCCAGGAAUGGAGGGGGUUUCCUGGGGCCUAGAAAAUGGAAGGACCCUUGAGAGUGAAACGCAGCCCCUGGAGGAACCCAGACUUAGGGGCCAAGGAGGAGAGCUAGAAAGGAUAGCAGACACAGAGGACACACAGCCUAAAGAAGAAGAGGAAGAGGAGGAGGAAGAGGGAGAUGAGGAACAACCCUUCAGGCCUCUUACUGUGCCAGAGGGGCACUGGGAGCAAGCAAAGUGGUUGUUUUCAUGGCCCUUAGGCUGCCUGCUGUACUACACUGUGCCCAAUUGUGGUUUUCCACGCUGGGAGCGCUGGUUCAUGGUUACAUUUGUGGCCUCCACACUCUGGAUUGCCAUCUUCUCCUACCUCAUGGUGUGGAUGGUCACCAUUAUCAGUUUUACAUUGGACAUUCCAGAUGUUAUCAUGGGUAUUACAUUUCUAGCAGCAGGCACCAGUGUCCCAGACUGCAUGGCUAGUCUCAUAGUUGCCCGUCAAGGUAUGGGAGACAUGGCGGUGUCCAACUCUAUUGGCAGCAACAUCUUUGACAUUUUGCUGGGUCUUGGAUUCCCAUGGGCUUUGCGCACACUAGUGGUUGAUUAUGGGUCAACGGUCUCCAUUAACAGUAAGGGGCUCGUGUACUCAGUAAUUCUACUCCUUGCUUCUGUUUUUCUUACUGUACUGAGCGUGCACCUGAACCACUGGAGGCUGGACCGGAGGUUAGGCCUUGGGCUCAUGUUCUUGUAUGCCAUCUUUCUGCUCUGCUCCAUCUGCUUUGAGAAGCUCUAGAUUCCACUUUGAAUAUUUGCUUAGCUGUAGGGUAGACCUAGAUAACCAUAUUUUACCCCCAGUCACUACCUUAUUAGUAGCCGUUAUUGCAGCCAUAGAUUGAGGUUAGGUUAGUUAACAAUAUAACUGUGAAUCUGCUUAGUUGAGUCUGGUAGGUUAUGAGCAGGCUAGUUCUAGACACGGCUAGACAAAUUAAGUUCUAGACAAAUUAACUGCCAAGCACAAGACUGUACUGCUUACUGUACCUCUAAGGUAUUUCUACUGAACACAGAGCUUCUUUAAGAGAACACAAAUCAGUUUCAAUGUGAUGAAUUUAUAUAAGGUGUAUUAAAUGUUUACAGCACACGGGACACUUCCUAAAGCUCACCUUUUGCAUAUUUCUAUCCUGAAAUCUUAUAGUCACAAUAAAAGCAUGUUACAAACAUAAACACAUGAUAUUGCAGAAGUGUUACUAAUUUAUUGGAUUAUUUUGCCUGAUUUAUUUGAGACUUUACGUCUGUAAAAAUCAUUGUUUCAAAUUUUUUUGAUUUUCCUAUUUCAGUAUAUUUAAGAGGAAUCUGUCACUUUUGGUGUUUUGCCUUGAAAAAAAUAUUCAGAAAAAUAUUUUGAAAGCCAAUUGUUGUAGUAUUACUGCUUAACCAAAAAUAUCCCUGUCUUUGGUAAGUGGUUACAUACCAAACUUACAUAGUUUUAUAUAAAGUAUCCGUUGCACAUUUUGAUAUGUAGUAGGCUAAUUAAAUAGUUUAUUUUGUGCCCCACUGUAACACUUUGAACUGCAAUACAUGAGAAAGUAACAAUCCUUCAUGGAAUAUUGAUACUGCAGGAAUACGGUUGUCUGUUAUUCACAAAUACCUCUAUUAUUAAACUGUACAUAGGCCUUUAUAAUUGAAUUAAUAUAAUAAGGCACCAAAUUAAUGAACAACACCUACCCACAGAACGGCAGACCUUAUCUGAUCUUUGCACCAAAUAAAAGAAAAACGCCAGAUCUUAAAACUGACAUACAAGCUUCCUCUGUUUGCACUAAAAAUGUUUUUGGUUCAUUUUGAGGUCAGGGCAAAAAUGCAGCGGUGUUUUUAUUGUUGUAAAUGUAUAUUUAUAUUUAAUCCUAAUUAAAAUAAGUGCUUUAUGUUUUGGUUAUGUUGUGCUUUUAAUGUUUUAUUUUUAUUGAGUUCAAAAUUCAACUUUAAGGCAUGUAUUGCUAAAAAAAAAGACAAAUCCAGCACCAAUAGUAAAAAACAUUAUGCUUGUGGUUUUGCAGUUCUGUUUAUAAUAAUUAGCAAAUGUAAAUCAUGGAAAUGGUAUAUUUUAUCAGUGAAACAACACCACACAUGAUAAGAAGUAUUUAUUGAUUCAGAAAUAAAAUAGAGAAAUAAAUAGCAGAUGACUUGAUGUUACAGCCUGACAGAGGAAGCAUGUCAUGAUAUUGGCUAACUGAAUGUUUCAGUUAAAUAUUUUCCUGUUUUCUUUUCAUUUUAGAACUCAUGUUGAAGCAACUUAAGGACAUUAUUAGUCAUUAUUACUAUCUCACUAUUUGUUACAGUUCUGUCUAUGUUCUUAAAAUAUAUUUGUAUGUUCUUGAGUGCAAUAAAACAAGGUCUGUCCAAAAUCUCCAGUACUGAAG